AGUAGGAGGCCCGAGGAAGGGAUCGAGCGUACCGAGCCAUCAGGGGUUUGAGAAUUUGUGCUCUCGGGAAGAACGUUAUGCUCGUGCUGGAUGCUGAGUCUCAGUUGUACUCUGUCGCCCACGCACGUAGUACGCACGACGACUCCGACACCACGUGAGUGUGUGAGUGCGUGUGUGCGUGCGUGCGUGUGAUUAUGCAUGUGUGUGAAUGCAUGGACCGUUGAGCUGCGUUCGAACAAGAUCGAGAGUAUAAGAAAUAUAAGAAUUUUCGAACAGAAAUUUAUCCGUAUUCAUAAUCAUCGAUAAAUAUGAUCGGUUGGGGACGUGAUGUUGAGGAUAAUACGAUGCGCCGUAAGAGCGGGCUAUUUAUAAGAUUGCACGAUUAAAAAAUAUUCACGACGACGAUGAUGAAAAGUGAUAUUUCAUUUUUUAUACGCAAUUGAUUUCGAUAUAUAUUAAUUAUUUUGCGCUGGAAGCAAUAUUUCAAUGUCAACCGGCGACGGUUCAUCGAUCGAGGAAUUCUCAUCAUCUUUUCAACAUCACCGAUACUCAUUUUACUCUGUGAUCCAUAGUAAUGAGAUAACAGUUGCUCUUUUCGAGCGGCCACAGUAUUAUGGUAAAGUUUAAGAUGAAGACACCCGAUAAUCGUCGAGGGCACUCGGACAAACGACACCUUACCAACGGGUGGCCGAUGAAGAGUCACCAUCAUCAAUUGGCAUAGUUCAUCAUUUCACCGAGCCAACGACACAAGAUACAUAAUUCUACAUUAUUCUCAUCCAUAAUAAUCAUCUGCCGAGCCGCGCAACAAAGAAUAUGAAAAUGUCGAGAACGGAGAACCGGGACGGUGACCCAAGUCCAUCUUAUCAGCCGAGGCAGUGUAGAACAAACAGCGUUGGUCUCCCGGCUCGGGGAUCGCUGCUAGCGGAAUUACCGUCGGCUGGAAGUCGAUGUCAGCCGCCGAUACCGCGACGUCAUUCCAUUACUCCCACGGUAGCGCCGCCACCGAUACCGUUGAGGCAACCGAUCCCGGAAAGAAAGUCCCACGAAAGACCUAUAUUUUUGAUUCGUAAAGUUGGCGGAACAUCAAUGAGCAUCGAGAGCGAAGAAAAAAGUGGGAAACGAACGGGAGAUUUGAACAAACCAUUGGAUGUGGUUGCAUCGACAAAUAAUUUAAAUAACAUGGACGCAAAACAAACGAAUUUUGACCCAACCAAUUUUUGGAGUGUAAGCGAGCAUGAUUCGAGCAACAGAGAUAAAUUAAUAGAUCUUGAUUCGUCAUCAAGAUCAAUCGGAAGAAAUGAGAAAGUCACAGGCAGCGUUUAUCCUUCCUCGGGUAUAGCUGAACCGAACCCCGAUAACGUUUUGACCGUGGGAAUCGAGCGUCGCGUCUUUCCUACUGAUUUCCCCAGAAAUUUCGAUGAAAGACCGGCUGAAUUACAAUUCAAAUCGAGUUUCGAAGAAUUAAGAAAAGUUUCGCGAGAUCUCGAGAAGCGUCUCCACGACGGCAUCAUCAAAAGCGUCGUUGUAGGUGGAAGCGGAAAACAUUCCAGCGUCGAUUUGCAAUAUGGAAAAAUUCCUGGAAACAUUGAUAACUGGGAAUGCAAAGCUCAAGACACGAAUAAUGGCAGACUACGACACGAGAGAUCCAAGUUCUCAACGGAUUACGGAGACGUUGAGAUGGAAACGCCUCGAAAGGGCUCCGAUUUGGUAAUGGGUCGUCCGCCUCGGCCUCUCCCGUUCGAAGCAGAAACAAGCGAGCCUAAAUUUGAUGUCUUUUCGAGUCCUAUAAUUAUCCGUCGGGAGGCAGAAAAGAAAUCCAAGUUCGAGGCCCUUCAAGCGGCCUCCAGAAGUCUUGAAAAUAAACUCUUGAUGAGCGGACGCGAGGAGACGGGACAUCAAAGGUUGCAGGAAAUUGAAAAGAGAUUUCAAGCGUGUGCGUCCAGCAAAGUCGACGAUUCUGCUAAUCAAACGGUUCGAUCGGACGACCGCGAUCAUUCUUCGGCGGAGAACAAACGUUAUCAAGAAAGAAUCAAUAAUUCUUUCGAGCAUCAGCAACAACAGGGCAGAAGCAAAUACGAUGCGGAUAUGGAGCGAGCGAGAAACAUGCUGCAAAACAAUCAGAAGAAGGAAAUAAAGAGCGAACGUUUGGUGGACAAACUCGUCGACAAACUACCAAAAGCAACCCAAACGAAUCUUCCACCACCGUUGAACAGUAUGAGCCAGAGCCCCGUGCCAAAACCCAUCAGCGUCAGACAGGAUAGCAACGUUUCCUCGGAUAGCUUUAGCCAAACGAGUUCGCCGAGUUAUACGUGCAAGACUAUGGAAGCGCCUCUAUUGCCGCACAAGCAUAUCAACGGGAAAGUACCAGGGAGGGCCCUCGCUCCGGAAACGGAUAACCUACCGGGAAGCCCAAUUACAAAGUCAAUGAGUACACCGGCCAGUCUUCAGACCAUUGUGAGAUUUCAGAAUGGUAGCAACAUGUCGUUACAUCACAGGAUAAUCAGAGACAUGAGGCGGCCAAGCAGCCACUAUGUGACCCGUGGACGCCUACGAUUCCGCUUCGCUCAGGUUCUCCUCAACGCAAUUGCGCUUCUCGCCAUUGCAGGUGGACUUGCGGCCUACUUCAAAUCGUAUCCAAGUGCCAUUCUCAGGAUUGAGGAUAAAACGGUGUACACCGCAACAACAACAACAACGACGGUGCUUCCCGUUCUCGAGCCAAUAAAAACAAUAAUCGAGCCCAAGAAUCCAGCACCGGGGAUUUGUUUGCCUGUUAUCGUCAACUUUUGCAUCUACCAUAAGAUUCCUUACAAUUUCACCGUGUUUCCGAACUAUGUUGGGAAUUUUGGGCAAAGAGACGCCCAGCACGAGUUGGAGCUCUACGAUGCGGUCGUUGACGUAAGAUGCUACGAGCUCGCGGCUCUUUUUCUUUGCAGCGUUUUCGUGCCGAAAUGCGGUUCGAGGGGUCAAGCAGUUCCUUCUUGUCGAAGUCUUUGCUCUCAGACUAUAAGACGUUGCGGGUUUUUCCUCAAAGUAUUUGCUCUCCAUCUACCGGAUUACCUAGAGUGUGACCUUUUUCCUGAAAAUGAUGACUCGGACGUAUGCGUCGGUUAUCGCGAGGUCGUCGAGGCAGCAAAACGGGCAGAGAAACCCGUAUGCACCAGCGGUUUUCAAUGUGACGGUACGAGAUGUAUUCCAGUCGAUUGGAAAUGCGACGGACACGUCGAUUGCGCGGAUCAGAGUGACGAGAUUGGUUGCGGCGAGUGUGGAACAAGCGGCUACGGAAGCGCGAUAAUAAACAAGACUGCCGAUGUAACGACGACGAUCCCAUCGUUCUUGGUCAAUGGAAGAAAAACGAAGAAAUUCAACUCGCAGACUUUGAGCAAAUCUUUCGUUAAACCGAGCGUCCAUUGCGGUGAAAGAAGAUGCAUGUCGGCUAAACAUGUUUGCGACGGUGUUAUGGAUUGUCCAUGGGGCCAAGAUGAGAGAAAUUGCUUAAGAUUGAGCGAUAGGAAUGGCGAUAUCGGCAAAGGACGUCUUCAGAUUUACCACGCCGAGAAUGGGAGCUUCAUACCAGCAUGCAUAGCUAACUGGGAAGAUACCUCGGCAAGAGCGAUUUGCAAACUUCUUGGAUACGAUGCGGUGGAUUCUUCGACGUUGUCGAUGAAAAAUAAUAAUGUAAGCAUGGUGAAGCCAAUAAUGGACACGUCGCAACGUUGGAGGCUUGCGCAAAAAGGACAGGGAAACUUGCUCGAGGAAUUGCAGGAGUGUACGGAUAGAAGUGACUACCAAACCGUAGAGUUGGCGUGUUCGGAAUACGCGUGCGGACGUAAACGCCAAGUGUAUGGAAAUGCAAGAGCAAAAACGAGAAUCGUAGGUGGAACCGAAGCAGUCCCCGGUGAUUGGCCUUUUCUCGCUGCUCUCCUCGGAGGUCCCGAACAAGUAUUUUACUGCGCGGGGGUUCUCAUAGCCGAUCAGUGGGUUCUGACAGCCUCUCAUUGCGUCGGAAAUUUCAGUCAUUCGGAAGUCUCGGAUUGGACUAUACAAUUGGGAAUAACGAGACGUCACGCUCAUAGCUAUCUCGGGGAAAAGCUCAAAGUGAAAAGAGUCGUGCCCCAUCCGAAUUACAAUUUGGGCGCGGCGCAUGAUAACGACGUAGCGUUGUUCCAAUUGGCGGAACGCGUUAAUUUUCAUGAUCAUCUGAGGCCGGUUUGUCUGCCAAAACCGGAAACGGAUUUGGCUCCGGGAACUCUAUGCACCGUUAUUGGUUGGGGGAAAAAAGAGGAUACGGACGAAUCCGAAUACGAACCAGCGGUCAACGAAGUCAGGGUCCCCGUGCUCGAGAGGGCAUUGUGUAACUUGUGGCUUGAGCACAAGGACCUUAACGUCACCGAUGGAAUGAUCUGCGCUGGUUAUCCUGAAGGAAAAAAGGACGCUUGUCAGGGAGAUUCAGGGGGUCCGUUGCUCUGUCAGGAUCCGAAUGACGCAGAGAGAUGGUUCGUGGGAGGAAUAGUAAGCUGGGGAAUAAAGUGCGCCCAUCCGAAACUACCGGGUGUUUACGCUUAUGUACCGAAGUACGUAUCAUGGAUACGCGAGGAAAUGGCCAAAUAUUCGGAGCGUGAUAAGGGCUAACGUAAGAAGAGCGGGUUCAGAGAGCCCCUUAAAAAAAAAACUACAGACAAGGGAUUCAGAAAAAUGUUGGACGAAUGGAUGAUGGACGUUCCGGACGAGAGUUAACGCCGGUCCAGCCGGCCAAUUACUUGCUUCAAUGGGAUUCAUUAUGAGCAUCGAAAAGUCAAGUCUCAGCUCAUAUGAAAAUUAUAUAAGAUGAAUAUUGAUAUUUCGGUAUCCAUAACGAACGAUGAAACGAAAAUAUUUUAAUAUCUUGGCUUUUGAAGAAAACAAUAUUGAGGAAUACUGAAUUAAGAGGAAAAAAAAAAUCUGCAUCAAAAAAAAGGUGAAGGAAGACUAUUUAUACGGAAAAAUAUACCGAGGAUUUUUUGUUUUUUUACAAACCAGCUAUUUUACGAAUUUUGUUUACUGCAAUGAUAUUUGAGGCGUGCUUGAGCUAUUGUAAAUUAUUUGACAAAAGGGACCCGUCGAGUAGGUUGAGGUGUAGAGAUGGACAAAUGCAAAGAAACAUAUUGAAAGCAACGCUCGACGCGUCCCUUUGGCUAGUAUAAUAUUUAUUGUAAAGAUGAGAAGACGUUGCAACUCUCAUUCGUUCUUGACUGAGCGACAAUAAUUCGAUAUAAGAAUAUUUAUAUAAAUACUCAGAAGAAUGUUCGGAUAGUCGAACAUUUGAUUGGAAUAAUCAACAAAUAAUGUCGUGGACGUCGGCGUUAAAGACGCAAUGAGGCAAAGAACAGAAAACUCUGCUUGGCCCAUGCAUUUGAUCGAUGCGUACCAACUAUAGUAAAGUUCAGAUAAAGUACGGCGAUGAGAAAAGUAUAUUGUUUUCUAUUAAGUCGAAUAAUAGGAGGAAAAACUUUUCAACAUGCACAUUAAUACUAAUUGCAGAUGGAGCAUUAAAAAUUUCGCAUAUGAUGCGAUAACUGAGUGAAGGAAAAAAAAAUUAAUAAACCAAAUUCAAUAAAGAAAUAUUAGGAAAGAUUUUUUACGUCGUGGACAAUAAAAUGACGACGGUCCACCAAGUGGUCGAACUGCGUUUUCGGUGUAUAGUUGUAACGGUCGACAAUAAUCAAUAAAUGAAUCAUUCAAGUUGAAUAUAUCUAAUAUAUACAUAAUAAUAUAAUGUAGAAUCUCGAGUCAAUUUUACAGAGCUUUGACGAACCGAAAAAUUUUUUUAGAAAAUCUUGAUGAUUUUUAUUGAUUCGGAGAAUACGAUAAUACGAUAUAUACCAGAGACAAUAACUUAUUUUUGCGUUUGGAAUAAUACGUUUUGACUGUGCACCCUCUGCGAUAAAAUUUAUAUAUUGAUUAUGAAGCAUGUGAUGCGCAACGAUUCAUUAAUAUUGAUGAUCAUAAUAAUGAUAAGCAUGAUAUUGAUAACAGAGGUAAGCGUAAUUGUCUAUCGUGUACCGACGAGUAUAAUAAGAAACAUAAAUUAUGUAAUAUUCAAUAGGAUAAUAGGUCUCUCGUAAAGCAUUGCUUCGAAUUCCGAGGAUACGAGUACGGAUCUACGCUGUGCUUUAAAUAUAGAAACCACAGUAAACUACGCGUAUGCGGAAAUAAGCAGUAAGUUGCUUUGAUUUGAAAGAUUUAAGAAAACAGUCAUUAUUUUCCCGACUCAAAAAAAUACCGCUUUAUCGACAUGUACAUUCGCAUUAUUACGUGAAAUAAGAUGUAUAUCCGCAUGGGUUAUGUGCAAUGAUAUCCUCGUGGCGCCACAACUCAGCUUGUUUGAAAAUGAUCUAUUUUCCUCUGUACUACCCUGUCUGUCUCAUCACGGUGUAUAUCGUAUUUCAUUCGUCUGGACACUUGGUCUGGAUUGUCGCAAUAUCGAAAUAAUGAGAUACGAUUGGGACGGAUUCACCUAACGUAUUCUCGAGCUUUGCUCGCGCGACAUUAAUUCGUAAAAAGCUAUUUUAAUAUUGCUGACGUUACGUUUUCAUUACUGUUUCGGUUUCGUUUAAUAUUGGUGUGUAUCGGUUGCGCUACGAUUGUGAUAUAGCUCACCCAUGCAUGCAUACGAGUAUUUACCGUAAUAAAAAUACUCGUUCAAAAAUGUUAAAAACUAGUAAAUCGAUCUCGUUGAUGCUGAUAUCAAUAUUUUUCUACCGCGCUUCCAUAUGAUAAUUAAAAAGAUGGACGGCUCGGGAACCAAUUUCGAAUGUUCGAGAUGAUAUUUUGCAGCCGUUUUCAUUAUUUGGCCACUCCAAGCGUUGCAGCCGUCAAUAAAAUUUUUAUCUCCGCUUCUACUUGCAUAGCCCACAUAUAAAUGAUAAUAAAUAUAUACGAGUGUGUUAGGUAAAUGAAAAAGAAAAACGUUGACUAAAUUCUAGGGAUAAUACUCUGCACUCUAUGUGUAGAGUGCGAAUCUAUGUAUGUGUAGAUCCAUUACUUUUCAAUUACGGGUUGCGGGUUUGGGUCAGUGAUUUGUCUGCCAAUAAUCAUAUCCAACAACGUAGCCAAAAGUAUAAAAAGACGUUUUUCCAAAUUCCAACCCAAUAUUUUUUCAAGGGAAAAAAUUCUUUCCCAAUCUAAAUCAGGAUUAUAUUUCAUCUUUAAACGGGGAAAAAAUGUUGCAAAUUUCAUGCACGUUUUCAAAGAGAUUUUAGCAAACAUUUUUUUAAUGCUCAAGUCUUUCAGAACUUUCUAUGAAGUUGUUCUAUUUCAUGACCUACUUUUUUUGAAAAAAUGCUACUGUACGUGGUCGAAAACUGAUAUAGAUACAUAUACGUAGAGGAGAGUGGGGUAAAGCGGAACAUCAUGCCUCAUUUUUCUCUACUUUCUCCAACGAUGAUUGUUUAUAAAAGAAGAAGGUCGGAAAAAGAUACAAUCAACUUGUAUUUCUUCGAGAUUGAAAGAGAUAACUAGCAGUGGUAUUGUUGUUAACUGCUGUGAAACACUUUGUAUAAUUUGUCUUCUUGAUUCAUGGUCGUUGUUUUUCCGAAAUGUAUGAACGAACAGAAAAUACACUUUUGGUUGAUAUAUUUCGUUCGAUUUUCCAUAUAUGCUUACGACAAUAAUGAAAUGCUCGAAUCUAUAGUUCAAGUCGUAUAAUUAAAGAAAAAUGAAUGGGACAAUAAAUGUCUUCCUAUUGGUAUCCAGACAACAAACUAGUUGUAACAAUAAAUUUAAAAAUUAAUAAUAUCCGACAAUACUGUGUGAGCAGACAAUAAAUGAAUAACGCUAGGCAAUGUUCCCAGACGGACAAUAAAAUUAAUGUUUAAGGCUUUGACGUAAGGGUAAUAAUGAAUUCGCAUGAAUCAUGAAUUAAUGUUAGUCUUAAACCGAUAAUAAUAAUGAUAUUACCGAUAAUUUGAAUAAUGAUGAUAAUGUUAAUGAGAAUCAAUUUGAAAAGAUUGAAGUUGAGUCAAGGAGGAGGAGAAGGAGGAAAAACACAUUUUCUUGGAGAUGACAGUAUUGAAUAACGAGUUUCAGGCAUUUGUGAAACAAUCAUUUUAUUCCCCUGUACAUCGGACACAAAAUGUUCUAUUGAAAUAAUCGUUAAUAUAUCACAGACAAUCAGGUAGAUAAACGUUUACGUAUUUCGCAAACAUUUUUGCACAUUUUCCAAAGUGUCAUCUCCGAGAGUGUUCGAAACGCGAUGCCGCCGCGUCUUUAGAUACGUGUGAAGCAUGAGGCUGGCUGGGAGGAAUAAAGGCAUGCUUUGUAUGGGAAAAAUCCAAGCGUAUUGUACAUUAAGUGAAAUAAAAUUAGAAGAAUAAUAAUAUAUACUGUAUAAAGAAUGUAAAUUUAGUUGACGCGUCAAAAGUGGACUGUCAAUUGAUUACUAAGGUUUAUCAACUUUCCAUUCGUAAAGCUUGAAAUUUUGAUUUCAUUGAUUUUUUUUUGCGUUUUACGUUGUUUUAUUACGAGCUGCGUUCGUAACGCGCGAGAAAGUAAAUGACUCGAUUUUGUUCGUAAUAUCGAAGAAAAUGAAAAGCCAUGCGGCGAGCCAGUGUGCUGCGAUUCGAAAUGACAUAAUACCAAAUUGUUUCGGUACACGUUCGAGUGUAAAAAUUUUUCGAAAGCUGCAAAAAACUCGAGUCAAAGAUAAAACUUAUGAAUAUUAGAGUAUAUUUGCAACAAUAAUAAUUAAUUCGAUAAGAGCGUCCUGUUCGAUAGGUAAAACGUAUAUCGACAAUACGUACAAAUAAUCAUGCUGUAUAGGCUGACAGUCCGAGGUGCAAAAUAUAUACAUGCACUGAACGAGACUUAUUUUAAUAGAUCGGUGAUGGUGAGAUAUAUCAUGUAGAAUGACGAUCUCAAUUUGUAAGCCUUUUUGGAGGAGAUUUUCAACGGGUAAAUAUCAGUCAAUACGUCAUGACGUAGUCAAUGCGUAGGAUCAUAGCGAAUGUAAAUUCCUAGUGCAGAUAUACGAAUAAAAUAGUAGAGUCGAAUUCUCGGGAUGGUAAUCUCAGUAAGUAAGUGUACUAUCGCUUUAAAUAUCCUAUAACGAAAUACUGCGCACAAAAGUUACACAUUUCUGUGAGAUAGACAGAUACUUUUCAUCGCAAGAAAAAUAUGAAAAAUGUGAAACUACUCCUGUCAAGUCAAUGUUGAAAGAUCGGUGAAAAUAAUUAUACAUAAUAUAAUAAGAUAUACGGUAGAAAAUAAUCGAUGUGUCGGGACUGGAAGGAGAAAAGAACGAAAAUUAUAUAAUUCUCGUUUAUUACGGAUAAUACGUCCAGUAAAAAAGAAAGUGACGAGAAAUAGAAUAGGAAAAUUAUAUCUAGAACAAUAAUCAAUAUAGAAUACAUUAUUGCGUGUUCGAAGUUAAAUAUUUGUGAAGAAUUCGAUCGGUCCGUACAAGAGAAUACAAUCGUCAUUUACUCCGUCAAAUUAUACGUUUCGACAUAAAAGAAAAAGAAAAACUAAAAGACAACAUGGGUGAAACCAAGUACCGUUAAUUUUUGUCAUAUACACAUGGCUUUCAUCAUUGGUACUCGUGACUCUCGCUCAAAUAUCGAUGUUGAAAUUUAUAUUAGACCGGUAGUUAAUUCGUGAGCAGUCAUAAGAUUGUGUGGAAAACUGUUUUAUGUUGAAUAUCGAAAUUGUUACUGUUUUAGAAAUUGUAACGCUAUAAAAUUGUGUGUUAAGAUUCGUGAUAUAAUCUCUUGUAAAAGACAACCUAUUAUUUGUACAUUUUUAUUAACACUGCACUCGGGCUGGGUCCGUUUUGUUUCUUUUUAUAAGUAGAAAAAUAAAAAAAGAAUUUUAUCUUGUCAGUUAUCCACAGCAACAAUUUGGAACAAUAUUUUACUGAUUAUCAUCACAUAAUGAUGAAAAAAGAUUUGUACCGUUGGAAUCGAGUGUCAAAUGUAUUUUCAGUCUUACAUGAAAAUUUGAUCUUUAACAAAAAUAUACAAUCGAUAAAAUAUAACAUUACGAAUAAAUCAGCGUCGUCGCUUGAUGUUCAGUGCACAAUAUGAAUCGUACAAUCAAUGGUUGAUGUACUCGAUAUAUAUAUAUAUAUAUAUAUAAGAAGAGACAUAUAUCGCGCAGCGUGAACGCUCAAUGCAGAUGGUUUAUUUCUAACCUAACGCAUAUACGAGAUUUUAUGGUUUAUUUUAUAAAAAUGAAACUUUAUCUCAUAUUGUUAUCGUGACCGAUAAUUUUAGUGUUUAGUAGCACAAGUUCGAGGUUCCUAUUCACUUUCAUUUUUAUUUACUCAACGAAAAAUAUUAUAUAUUUAUGCUGAGAAUUAGCAGCUACAGAAAAAUAAUAAUAAUUGGCGUUAAUAAUUGGAUGUAUUGUUGUUGUGAUCGAUGCGUUGUUAGCUUGAAGACAGAAAAUCAAGCAUCCAAAUGGUAGAGAGUAUAUAGAAAUUCUAUAUAGAAAAGCUGUAAGCUUGAUGAUCAGCCUGCUCGCCAAAUUCGGUCAUUGAUAAAACUAUAUAGAUUCCCUUUUGAAAAACAUCCACAAGUAUUUUCGAAAAAAAAAAAAAAACAUGAAAUAAUAACAAAACAGAAUGGAUUUAAAGCUUCCAAUGCGUUCGAACAAAAAAGCCUAUGUUAUUAUAUAUUCAUAAUGCGGUGAGAUUAUUUAUUGAAACAGAGCCGUUAGUGACGCUUGCUGGUCGAGAGUCAUACGCGUUGUGUUGCAUUGACAGUUAAAAAUGAAGGAUUACUAAUAUUACGUGUUAAUUAUACUGAUCAAAAGACACUGAUCGCGGUUGAUUAGACGCGAAAUUGAACUUUGUCCGAGGUUGGAAAUUUUUUUGACAAGAAAUUGGACUCGUGUUUAUUUUUACAAAAUGUUCGACUUAUCGUGUCCGGAAAAUGUAUAUUAUUUUAUUGGCAAUUGAGGUGGUCCUCAUAUCCGAUACAUAUCGGUAAUUAAAUUCGCUAUCGUAACCAAAAUAAUCACGACUGAUUAACGACAGGUAAAUCUUUGAUUCAGACGAAUGUCGCGUAAGCGUUUUGCAAAAAUGUACACGAUAAUCCGAUGAUUAUUGUUUAACGCACGAUACGAGAUGCUACAAGAACUUUUUGGAUUGAUACAAAGUGUUUACAUAUUGAAAAAAUGAUGAAUGACAAAGGGAAAAAAAAUAUUGUAUCUCAACAUUAUGAUGUGCUGCAUUGAAAGAUAAAAACAUAUUGAUAUGACAGUGUAUAUUUAUGGAAACUGCGUGUUGGCAAAUAAAUUGUGUAUUCAGAAUA
Messenger RNA from Venturia canescens, 11288 nucleotides. It is a transcript of the gene Corin, whose product is annotated as corin serine peptidase. The coding region runs from base 814 to 4629 and encodes 1271 amino acids. NCBI's taxonomy places the organism in Eukaryota, Metazoa, Arthropoda, Insecta, Hymenoptera, Ichneumonidae. Gene Ontology annotation, molecular function: protein binding; serine-type endopeptidase activity. Gene Ontology annotation, biological process: proteolysis. The record is from RefSeq and is a predicted model, not a curated record. The transcript is spliced from 17 exons. Gene Ontology annotation, cellular component: membrane.